AAUGCCUGCUACUCGACCUAGCACAAGAGUUCAACGUCGUGCACAACCAGCAGCACCACGUCGUCCAUCCUCUCGGAGAAGAACAGCAACCGCCAGUGCCACCACUAUGCAGCAACCAGAGUCAAGUGGAGUUAGUUGUGAGGCGUCUUCCUCCGUGGCCACAACGUCAGCACCUGAUGCAGCAUCGCCAGCGACGACUGUUCCUAACGAAACGGUUCAACGGAUCGUCUCCGCCGUCUCCCAAGCUGUGCUAGCGUCACUCAAUGGAGCCUGCGCCACUACUCUUCCGCCGCCAUCUUCAGCUGUGGAAACGAGGGAAUUGCCUAUGGUAGCGUCAGGUAUAGCUAGUUUUGCAGACGCUACUAUGCAGGGGCCGGUAGCGUCUGCCUUAAAUAAUCUUUCAGGUGAGACUAGUUUUAUCCAAGUCUCACCGCCUGUAGAGCCGGGUCUGCCUAAAUUUAAUUCCAUCAAUGUACCCAUUGAUGCGAAUGUGAGCGCAAAAGUUAAGGCCAAGAUUUGGUCUCACGAAUUCGUCGAUUUUGGUGUUUUAAUUAGCUCAGGGGCAGGUGAUACCCGGUAUCACUUGUCUGUGAGCUCCCAAAACGGUUCAGCUUUGCCGACGUUGUCUUUGGAACCGUCCCAAAAGCCGAAAGCCAUUGCUAACAUUGGUGCAUGGACUUCGGCUUUUCAAAUUUUUGUAGGGGUGUACACUGCCAAAUAUCCAAUGGAGGCCCCAGCAUUGAUGAAAUAUAGUGAAGUUGUCCGGGAUUUGGCCGUGCGAGGGGCUGACUGGCGCUUUUAUGACUCACAAUUUCGUCUCUUGCGUCAAUCUAAUCCGACCGAGUUGCCAUGGGGGUUUACGCAUUGGGAACUUUGGAUCCGUGCACAGAAUUUUAAUAAUGCGCGUUUUUCAAAAUCUCAACCGCCUGUGCGCAACAACUUGUCCUCUUCAAUUGCCGGGCCCUUUGUUCCCAGGGGGUUUUGUCGCAGGUUUCACCGUGGCGAUCACUGCCCUGGUUGCAAUUAUAAACAUAAUUGUUACAAGUGUGGUGUAAUUCACCCAGCCCUACGGUGUAAUUUUCGUUCCUCACAGCACACCUCUGCCCCGACCUCGGCCAAAUCUCGUCCUUCCAACACCGGUUCGAAUUGAUAAUCUUCAACCUUUAUUAUGUGGAUAUGAUCCGGGAUUGACAUCUAUUUUGUAUACUGGUUUUAAGUUUGGUUUUUCUCUUCAUUUUGAAGAAACGCGAACCUCAUUUUUUGCAAAUAAUUUAAUUUCUGCGCAACAAAAUCCUGAGAUAGUUAGUGCUAAACUCUCGAAAGAAUUGGCAGCCGGUCGACUUGCCGGGCCUUUCGAUUUCCCGCCUUUUCCCAAAUUUCGUGUUUCACCCUUGGGGGUUGUUCCUAAGAAAGCCCUGGGGGAAUAUCGCUUAAUUCAUCAUUUGUCUUUUCCCAGAGGUGAUUCGGUUAAUGAUGGGAUUGCACAAGAGCAUGCGUCAGUACAGUAUGCUCGUGUUGAUGAUGCGGUUGCUAUGAUAAAAAAAUUAGGUUCUGGUUGUUUUCUUGCCAAAACCGAUAUUAAGAGUGCAUUUCGCAUUAUCCCAAUCAAACCAUCUGAUUACGAUCUUUUAGGAAUUUUUUGGCAGGGACAGUAUUAUUAUGAUCGUGCUAUGCCAAUGGGAUGUGCGUCAUCCUGUCGUACUUUUGAGAUGUUUAGCACUGCUAUCGAAUGGGUUGCUAAGAAACACUUGUCAAUCCCGUAUUUAAUCCACAUUCUUGAUGAUUAUCUUAUGGCAGCGCCUACUUAUCACCAAUGUCGCAUUGACCUUGCUCGUUUCUUAUCUCUCUGCGAUUACUUAGGCGUACCAAUGGCGCCAGAGAAAACAGUCGGUCCGGAAAAUAUCCUUUCGUUCGCAGGCAUUGAAUUAGAUAGUUUACGCAUGGAGGCCCGUUUGCCUCUGGACAAAACUGAGGAAUGCAAAAUUUUAGUUUCAGCCUUUCUUCGACGCAAAAAAGUUACUUUACGCGAGAUUCAAUCAUUGACGGGUUUACUUAAUUUUGCGUGCUCUGCAGUCGUUGUCCCGGGUCGGGCUUUUCUGCGUCGUCUGAUCGAUUUAACGAAGGGAAUAAAAUCUGCGCAUCAUUUUAUCUGUCUUACCAAAUCGGUAAAAGCGGAUCUCGAAAUUUGGCGUUCCUUUUUAGAUGAUUUUAACGGCCGAUCGUUUUUUCUUAGCGACGUAUGGACUGAUUCGUUCAGUUUAAAUCUCUACACUGAUUCGGCUGGUAGUUUGGGUUACGGUGCGGUCUUUGGCUGCGAGUGGCUUUUUGGCCAGUGGCCUGAAAAUUGGAAGCGACUUAAUAUCACUAUUUUGGAAUUCUACCCAAUUGUACUCAGUGUUUUUGUAUGGGGAGAUAAGAUGCGCAACAAGCGGAUCACGUUUUAUACGGAUAAUGCGGCGUUGGUUGAUAUUAUAAAUAAAGCCACUUCUCGUGACGUGACUGUCGUGAUAUUUGUUAGCCGACUGGUGCUGGCAUGUUUGAAGUACAAUAUUUUAUUUCGUGCUCGCCAUGUUCCGGGAGUUAAAAACGUUUUAGCUGAUAGUUUAUCCCGGUUACAGGUUUCGAAGUUCAAACAGCUAGCUCCAGUGGGUGUACAACCAUCACCAGCAGUUAUACUAGAUCAACUACUACCACACAACUGGCCAAUAUAACAUCUAAAUUACUUCAAUCUAGUUUACAGCCAUCAUCAAUCCCUACUUAUCGCCGGGCCUGGAACCUGUAUAGCCAGUUUUCAAAUGUAGUUUUCCAUACAGCUUUAGUAAAUUUGCCUAUAUCGCCUUCUAAUUUAGGUUUGUUUAUAGCCUACAUGUUUCAGCGCAAUUAUGCUGCUUCGACUGCGAACACGUAUGUCUCUGCACUGGGUUAUUAUCAUCGCCUUGCAGGCGUGCCAGACCCCACUAGGGUCUUUUGGGUGAUUGAAAUGUUGAAAGGGUAUGGCAAACUUGGGUCGCGCUUGGAUACACGCAUGCCCAUAACUCUUUCUAUCCUUCGCACAGUGUUGCAACAAACAUCAACCAUAUGUGCGAGCGAAUACCGUGCGUGUAUGUUUAAAGCAAUGUGUACAACGGCAUUUUUUGCCUUUUUACGUGUUGGGGAAAUCACUUGUUGUCCCAGGUCAUCAAGUGUGCUUCAGUUAAAUCAGAUUGUCCAACUUGUCGACCAUUCAGGCGGCGUAAUUGGACUGAAAAUCACAUUUUUUGAUUUUAAGCAUUCUUACAACCAAACAAAUGUAUCAAUCACUCUUAAGCGUCGUUCAGAUAUAUGCCCAGUGCAGAGCUUACUGGAUUAUUUUUCACGCCGUGGUUUGUCGGAUGGCCCGCUUUUUCGAACGCACGAGGGCCACGCGGUUUCACGCAAACUUUUUACUGACUAUUUAGCACUCAUUUUCAAGACAUGUGGUUUCGAUCCAACUAAAUACAAAGGACAUAGUUUCCGCAUUGGCGCGGCAACAUUUGCUGCGGAAUGCGGUUUUUCUGAUGCCCAAAUUUGAUCAAUGGGUCGGUGGAAAUCCGACGCCUUUCGUAAGUAUAUUCGAGGUCCAGGCCUGUGCUCAACCGCUUUGCCUAGAUAGGCCGAGUUUGGUUGUUUGUCUUUUUUCACCGGAUUGAUCAUGGCUGUCAAUAAGCAUUUAAUAUUUUGGCAAACUCCGCUUCCGUGCACAUCUGACUGGUCAAGUUGACGCAGGGGCAAGACUUGACUACAAUGAUUAUUAUGAUGCACGUUACUAUAUGCGACAUACUGCUUUAGAGUGUUCUGUGAUGCUGACGCAGGGGCAAGGCUAUCAGAACCAGUGAUGUUUUCCAGGGGGAACGCGGGGGAACGCCGUCCCCCCCACCUUUUUUACCAGGGGAACGGCGUCCCCCCUGCCAAAAUCAAACGUGGGGGAACGCCGUUCCCCCUGGCAGGGAAUAAAUAUGAGUGAAGUUCAGUGAACACCGUUUGACACCAUCCAAGUGAACACCGUUUGACACCAUCCAAAUAAUUUUGGCAUCACUUGUUCUACAUACGUGUUAUUUUUGGCAAUAAUUGCUCAGCGUCCUACGUAGACAUAUUUCAGAACGUAAUUGUUUCACUAUUUAAUCUCCCUGAAACUUGAUAUACUUGCAUAAAAUUCUAGCACAAAAAUACAAGAGUCUGAUAAUUGACAUCCGCUUAGAUAAAUACUUACCAGUCAUAAGCGCGGAUAACGUCUCUCGCGCAAUCGCGAAAUUAAUCAUUCAAAUGAACAUUAAAAUGAUCAACGGGGACAUAAAAUGAUUCAAUAAGAACAUUAAUUUUAACAUGAUUGAAUGGGAAAAAUUCAAGGAAAUCUAUUAUCUAAGCGUGUUUAGUUACUCGCGAAAACGUCAUAUUCAACUUGCAAAGUUGCCUGUUUGCCGAGUUACUCACAUAGCGCUAAUUGCAUCAUCGAAAUUCGAAAGUCAACAUGGUUUUAUUUACUUUUAGACAUCUACCACACGCAAGCUAUGUGUUUUUUAAGUACAUGUUGUACUAAAUCCACUUCAAAGAUCAAGCUAUUGCAUAUGUACUUGUUCACUAUGACUGUGCAUGAGACCACGCCCAAUCGAGUGACCACGCCCAUUUGAUUUUCAUGACCGUCCCCCCACUUCUAAAAUUAGCAAAACAUCGCUGAUCAGAACACUUUUGUCUUGUCGGUGGUGGUUAUACCUGGCAGUUCAACGCAGGGGCACGAAUUGUUUGGGUAUAGCUAACACCCCCUUUUAUAUUAUGAGCAGUUUAAUUAAUAUUUGCCAAUACUAUCACUCAAUUUUGUAGAAUUGUUGCUCGCUUGUUUCAUCGGUCUGUAAUCACUUUAUCUGUCGAUGCCUUGUCACGCUGGGGUGGGGUAUGUCUUCUUUACCCAAGUAGACUUGUGGCGUUUUUACCCCCACCUUUUCUGUGCUAACUGUUAAUGAAUUACUUUGGUUAAUAAUUUGUUAUGUUAAACUUAUGUCAUUGAUUACAAAAUUAAUAAACCGGCAUGUGCGUUAUGCAAUACGCACAUUGCCAUAAUUAUUCCAAGUGGUGUCUGACUCGUUUAUUGCGUGUAAAGAACAUGCACAGAAAACAGAGCUCAUCGUGACAAGAUAUCCCCCAGAUAUAGUGUUAAAUAAAGGAAGCGAUAAAGGAAUUAUUGGCAUACCAAUGAAGAUUUUAUUGCUUCCUGAGCUUAGGAUAUAUAAAUAGACAAACUUGACAUGGGACACAUGGGUAUUUUCCCCGUAAUUUUCUGAUCACAUGAAUGUAAUGCGUGCAGGAAAACGGAAGGGAGAGGUGAUACAUAUCUAUAGCAGAAUGCGCAUCUGGUUCAUUCUGCUCUUCGCUUUGGUAGCGCAAAGUCGUCUGUAUUUUAAAGUCAAGUUUUUCCCCACCCUCCUCCCCGUUUUUCUGAACGCAAGACUAUUCUACUUGUAUAUUGUAUAUUAGUUAUUAUAGUUGUUACUGUUAGUUGUGGGCGUUUUUACCCCCACCUUUUCUGUGCUAACUGUUAAUGAAUUACUUUGGUUAAUAAUUUGUUAUGUUAAACUUAUGUCAUUGAUUACAAAAUUAAUAAACCGGCAUGUGCGUUAUGCAAUACGUACAUUGCCAUAAUUAUUCCAAGUGGUGUCUGACUCGUUUAUUGCGUGUAAAGAACAUGCACAGAAAACAGAGCUCAUCGUGACAAGAUAUCCCCCAGAUAUAGUGUUAAAUAAAGGAAGCGAUAAAAGUCAUUAAGAAGUCAUUAACUAUUGUACAUGGCUGAACACAUUGUACUUUGACGACUUGGCCUGAACUUGUUUGUGCAAAACGGCUUUAACAACUGGACAAGCCUGAUUUUGUACAAUAGAGGGAUUGUAGAUAAAUAUCACACACGAACAGUGAUGUUAUAUGCAAACAACAAUGGAGUGUUUCAUCAGGGGGUCCAAACACGAGAAAACUGUAUGAAACACGAGCGCAAAGCGCGAGUGUUUUAUUGUUUUCGAGUGUUUGGUCCCGAUGAAACACGAGAAACGAGAUGUUUACACAACAUCUCAAACGAAAACAUUUCAUUCGCUUAUAUAUAUUAUUAUAGUAUAUUGUUGUGUUUUGACUUGAAUUUGUAAUUAGGAUUUCAGUUAUUAGAUGAAAACCGUUUUUCAUCUAACAACAGUGAUGGUAUAUGAUUUUUAGCGUGUUUCCUUGCGGUAUCCAACCUCAAUCAUGUGACGAAUUAGGGUGAGUUCAUUCGCUAAUUUGCUCAUGAAUUAUUAAUGAGUUUGAGAUGGUCAUAUAAACAACAAUGGAGUGUUUGCAUGGAGUGCCAGCGUCCACAGUUCCUACAAAAAAUGAAAAAUUUUGUCCACAGUUUCUACAAAAAUAACCAGAAAAAAGUUGUGAAUUCUUCUGCCCUAAUCAAGAUCGCUUGUGGUUCGAAACGGCUAUGAUAAUGUGGAGAGCGAAUGGACCAAUUCAUCCGGUGUGUGAUACUCACCAAAGACUAGCAAGAAUGAAAGUCCAGUCAAAGACGUCGGUAAACUGAACUUUGGAAGGCCGUUUUUUGUUUGUUGCGACCGCGAGUAUCCAUGUAAUUUCUGGCAGUGGGCUGACAGACACGAGUUGGCAAAACCAAAAUUCAGACACGGAUUGAAUGAUUGCGUACGGAAAGUCAAAAAGGAAGGAGAAAGUCAAGGUCGCAUUUUCUUUUGUUGUCCAAACGAUCGAGAAAAGUCGUGCGGAUUUCAUUUUGAAUGGAAACUCGAGCUGGAAAACCCGUUCAACCAAGUUCAUUUUCCUCACGUUGAAAGAGUUGGUAUAUUGCAGAGUAAUCCUGCGCUGUAUACAUACAUGGUAGCUGAAACUGGACUUAUCUUUACCAGCGCACGCCGGAAAAUCCACACGAUGCCUACGCCGAAUAUAUUGGGGAAUUGCCUAUUUUCUCACCAACGAAGGAUAUAGAGAAACUGUCACUGAUAGACUAUUAGGAGACUAUAAUUAAGCUAUUAAAACAUUUUUAUAUUAACCCGAACAGAACACUUAACCUAAACCUAGUGAGUGAAAUGUUGUAAAUACGCUUUGGUCCGAACAGUACAAAAAGUACAAAUAUUUUUACGUAGACUCUAACUCUACCAUUGCCUACAAAGGCGGACAUUAUAAAAUUUAAAAAAGACUUACUGAACAGUCUCAGUAUUCCAGCCGUAAAUUGGGAGUCCUUUGGAUGUUUUAAAGCUGAAAAACUCAUUGAAACUUCAAACCUGCAAAAAACCACCUAUCAACACUGUCCGAAAGUUGUGUAAUACCAUUAACAACUGAAUCGUAUCAACGCAAGUAUUACGUAAUUGUACUGCACUGAUAAUAUUACAUACUAAGUCUAAGCCUUUGAAAAUGAGUUUUUCACAAAAUUUUGAGACUGCUCAUGAGCGAAUGCUCAUCUGCUCACAAGGCCCGUUUAACCCAAACUACUGUGUAUGAGCAGAUGAGCAUGAUGAGCAUGUGCUCAUAACUGCUCAUGAGCACAUGCUCAUCUGCUCAUGAGACCCGUUUAGGCCCAAUGGCCCGACGUGCAUUCUUCGUUCGUGGAAGCCCAGACACUACUUUUUAUGUACACAAAUGUAUAAUUUUUCGUAUUCGCAUGUUUUUGCCAUUUUGAUUUCUAUCCGGCCAACCCAUGUAAAAAUAACAAGAAAAGAUAGGUAUAAUUGAAACUGAGCAAUUUAUUUUAAUGACUCGAAGUUACAUGCUGUGUCUAUACUGGUAUUGUUUUACAUGCUAAUACUGAUCGAGUACAAGACUUUAAUCCUAUAUUCGACCUAUCAGUCGAGUCUAAUCAUCAUUGCAUAUCAUCAUCAUCAUUCUCUUCAUCAAAAUCGUAACGCUUUAAAUGCCUUCUUAUAAGAAACUUUCUCUUAUCAACAGCUGCUUCUAGCGCUUCUUCUGGAUCAAAAUCAUCGUUUUCCACAAGCGCAUCUUUUGUGUGCAUUAUCUUCUUAUGUACUGGAUCUUUCUUUAGUUGUUUCAUCCACACGAGACGCUCCAUAUAAAUAUUUUCCAGUUCCUUCUGGAGUUUAGGCAACAUAUUAGAGAAAGCUUUGUCCUUUGCCGAUUGCUCGUCUAGACCAGCGUUUAUAAGGCUUUCUUUCAUUUCCUCCAAAGCUAUAUUUCUUCUUUGUUUUGCUUCUUCUAUCAACGGUAUCCAAGGGUCCAUUUCUUCUUCAGUUUCUGACUUAUCAGUCCUCAUCGAAGUUUCAGACACAUCAGUUGAAGUUGUCGAGACAUCGUCUUGAAAAUACCUUUCUUGGCUAUCCGAAUCUGUUUGGGACAUAUUUCUUUCUUGUGCACGAAGGGGACAGUAUUCCUUUUCGUGUCUUCGUAAAUUGUAACCACGGUUAAAUUGCUUACUGCAAAAUUUGCAGCUCAUUCCGUUAGCACUGACUGUACAGAAAUGCCUUGUUACUGAGCAGCACUGCAGUUUUAUGAGCAGAUGAGCAUGUGCUCAUGAGCAGUUAUGAGCAGAUGAGCAUGUGCUCAUGAGCAGUACCCGACAUGAUCUAACAAAAUCUGUCAUCUGUGCGUAGGUAGUUCGGAGUUAAAUGUUUCUUAUAAGAAGGGUUACGAUUUUGAUGAAGAGAAUGAUGAUGAUGACAUGCAAUGAUGAUUAGACUCGACUGAUAGGUCGAAUAUAUAAAGUCUUGUACUCGAACAGUAUUAGCAUGUAAAAGAAUACCAGUAUAGACACAGCAUGUAACUUCGAGUCAUUAAAAUAAAUUGUUUUUCAAUUAUACCUAUCUUUUCUUGUUAUUUUUACACGGGCUGGCCGGAUAGAAAUCAAAAUGGCAAAAACAUGCGAAUACGAAAAAUUAUACAUUUGUGUACAUAAAAAGUAGUGUCUGGGCUUCCACGAACGAAGAAUGCACGUCGGGCCAUUGGGCCUAAACGGGCCUGAGCAGAUGAGCAUGUGCUCAUGAGCAGUUAUGAGCACAUGCUCAUCAUGCUCAUCUGCUCAUACACAGUAGUUUGGGUUAAACGGGCCUUGUGAGCAGAUGAGCAUUCGCUCAUGAGCAGUCUCAAAAUUUUGUGAAAAACUCAUUUUCAAAGGCUUAGACUUAGUAUGUAAUAUUAUCAGUGCAGUACAAUUACGUAAUACUUGCGUUGAUACGAUUCAGUUGUUAAUGGUAUUACACAACUUUCGGACAGUGUUGAUAGGUGGUUUUUUGCAGGUUUCAAAGAGUUUUUCAGCUUUAGGACAUCCAAAGGACUCCCAAUUUACGGCUGGAAUACUGAGACUGUUCAGUAAGUCUUUUUCAUAAUGUCCGCCUUUGUAGGCAAUGGUAGAGUUAGAGUCUACGUAAAAAUAUUUGUACUUUUUGUACUAUUCCAAAGCGUAUUUACAACAUUUCACUCACUAGGUUUAGGUUAAGUGUUCUGUUCGGGUUAAUAUAACAAUGUUUUAAUAGCUUAAUUAUAGUCUCCUAAUAGUCUAUCAGUGACAGUUGCUCCAUAUCCCUCGUUGCCGUUGGUGAGAAAAUAGGCAAUUCCCCAAUAUAUUCGGCGUAGGCAUCGUGUGGAUUUUCCCGUGCGCUGGUAAAGGUAAGUCCAGUUUCAGCUACCAUGUAUGUGUACAGCGCAGGAUUACUCUGCAAUAUACCAACUCUUUCAACGUGAGGAAAAUGAACUUGGUUGAACGGGUUUUCCAGAUCGAGUUUCCAUUCAAAAAAUCCGCACGACUUUUCUCGAUCGUUUGGACAACAAAAGAAAAGGCGACCUUGAUUUUCUCCUUCCUUUUUGACUUUCCGCACGCAAGCAUUCAAUCCGUGUCCGCAUUUCGGUUUUGGAAACUCUUGUCUAUCACCCCACUGCCAGAACUCACAUGGAUUCUCGCGGUCGCAACAAACAAAAAACGGCCUUCCAAAGUUCGGUUUACUAACGUCUUUGACGACUUUCAUUCUUGCUAGCCUUUG
This is a messenger RNA of Paramuricea clavata, 9974 nucleotides long. Lineage: Eukaryota; Metazoa; Cnidaria; Anthozoa; Malacalcyonacea; Plexauridae. The record is from the annotation of a GenBank genome assembly.